AUGGUGGUCCCAUACAUCGACACGCCGCGCACUGAAGUCGACGGGAACGCGACUUACCUCACCAAUGGCUUUCGCAGCGUGGGACGAACACAUCUUUCCGCGCUCGAUUCGGUCGAGAACUCGUUUGCCACGCCAUCGAAAGAUCAUGAUAUAAUAAGAGGAUUCGGAGAAGGACGGAAACGCGUGGCGGAGACAUCCACCUCCGGCACGCCGCGCGCAAAUGGAGGCACGAGGUCAUCGAGAAGCGCGUUAAGACAACUGCCAUCCGCUGGACCUGCACGCGGAGAGUUUACCCCAUUGAUGCGGAGCGCGACGAAGAACAACUUUUUGAAAAACGCGAAUUCAAAUCGAGGAGGUGACGAUCCGAGAACCCCAUCGCAUUUGCGCGAAAGCGCCCGUCGCAGCGCUGCCUACACGCCGAGACUACCCCCCAACGACAUGUCUGAUAUUUAUGAAGAAGAAGCGACAGUUGAUGAGCCUACACCCCUACCGCAUGCUGCUAGUAGCAGUGUUCAGUCUACGCCAAUACCGUCAUUAAUGGGACGCGAUGGGAGGGGAGUCCUGGGGGAUGGCCAGAACAUGACUCUAAAGGAACAGGAGCGGAUCAUCGACCGGCUCGACAAAGACAACUGGAACCUGAAACUCAAGAUUCACUAUCUGGAGGAGCAACUCGAGAAAGCAGGACCCGAAUACAACAGCGCGGCACUUAAAGAGAAUACGGAGCUCAAAGUCCUACGUCUUACGAUGCAGCGCGACAUUUCUCGGUACAAGAAAAGUCUACAGCAAGCAGAGCGCAACUUGGAGGAAUACCAACAGCAACUCAUGGAAAUGAGGGACAAGGCGCGGCGCGGAGGGACCGAUGAGGAGAUUCAACGCGAAAUGGAGCUCCUGAGAGAGGACGUCGAAUCAAGGGAUAAUGAGCUUCGCGACCUAAGGGAGGAGCUAAGGGUGGCUAAGGAAGACCGCGCCCGUGAGAUCGAGAGGUUGCAGGACGAAAUUGAAGAUCUCGAAGCGGCCGGUCGUGAAAAGGAUCGCGUGAUCGAAGAACGGGAUGAAGAGCUCGAGGAGUUGCGCGAAAAGAACCAAGAGAUCAACGCUGCAGCAGAAGUCCAGCUCGAACUCGACAAUGCCAAGGAGCAGAUCAGAGAUCUUCAAGAUCGCCUUGAGCAAGCCAUGUCCGAAGCACAAGAAGCAGGAGCUGCGGCUGAGAAAGCAUCGAAUGAGAAACAUCGUGCUGAGGAUGAGCUUCGACAACUGCGAGAAGAAGUGAUGGACAAAUCAUUCACCACAAAGGGUCUCAGCCGAGAACUUCAAGAACAAGCCAUGAGGCUGGAACAGGAAGUAGAGCAGCUGCGAAGAAUGAAUGACCGCCUUACGACAGAACUCGAGAGCAAGACAGACACGAUAUCCCGCCUCGAGAAGCGUUAUCAGUCCGCCCAGCAAGAUGUACAGAGCGAUGCCGAGAAACUGGGCGACAAUCUCAAUUCUGUGAAGCGUGAGCGAGACGCACUCAUCGAUGAGCUCCAAAGGGUGUCAGCGGAGCUGAAGGAUGCUCUCGAAAGCCUCCAGCGCCGAACCGAAGAAAAGGAGCUUCUUCACAAUCGUCAUCAGGCUCUGACCGAGGAGUCCGGUGGGCUACAAGCGGACUUGACACGGGCGCAGUCGCGAAUACGCGAGCUUCAAAAAGCGGUCGAGGAAGCGACCGCUCGAGCUCAAGAUAGCCAGAACCUACGAUGGCAACAUAAAGUCGAGAUCGACCGACUGCAGGAUGAGAUCGAGGCUCUUCAACAUGAAAUCGAAGAUAAAGAAGGCCACUUUGCAUUGGAGCGUGAUCGGUGGGAGAGCGGGAAACGCUCUUUGGAGGCCCAGAAAGAACGUGCCGAGGAGCAAGCGAGGGGUUUCAAGCGUACCAUCGAAAGCCUUCAGCAGGUAGAGCACUCAUCGUCCGGGAGGGAGUCUAAACUACAAGGCGCCAUUGACAGCGAAAAGCAACGUCACCUACAAGAAGAGGCUGCUCUCAAUCGCCAGAUCAAGGACAUCAGCGACGAGCUCUCUCAGAAACGGAGCAUCAUUGAUGAACAACGCAGUGAUUUACUCUCCGUCAGGGAGGAACUGCGUAUUUCACGACGCGAAGAACAGUCGCUGAAAGACAAAGUGCAGGCGUUGGAAGAUGAAAUUGUUGUCUUGCAGUCGAGUCUCGCGGACGAGCAGGAAUAUGCCAAGGACCGCGUACAAAAAGGCACGUCCGACCUGGAAGUACAACUGCAAAAAGCUAUCAGCGACCGACAAACCCUUCGCGAUCAACUUGCCAAUGCCCAUGUUGAGCUACAUGAUUUGCGAAGCUCUAUUAGGGAUCUUGAAUCUGAGCGCGAUAAUCUCCAAGCCAGGCUCCUUCGAUCUGGGGGUGGGGACAACUCCACCCGACUCGACCAAGAGAAGCUUGAGCUCCGACGUAAUACAAGUCGCCUGGAAAGCGAGAACAAACGUUUACAAGAUGACCGAGCUGCUCUGCUGGAAGCUAAAGAUAUUCUGGAGAAGCAGCUUGGCACAGAGAUCGAGCGAGCUACCGCUGAAGAGAGCCGUCUCUCUGCAGAGAUUGAUCGUCUACAGGAUAAGCUUCUCUCAGGCUCGGGCAAUCGGGAUCGCGAACUGACCUCGGCAAAAGCCAAGGUGCAGCGUUUCGAACGACGCGUUCAGGAGCUCGAAGCGCUGCUCCAGCAAGAGCGGCCUGCGAUAGAGCAUGAGACAUCUGGAACUUAUGGAGAAUUGUCCCUUUUACGACAGAAUCUGGAAGACGCUCGCAAGCGCGAAAAGAUCCUUCUUCAGCGGGAAGCAGAGCAGAAAGCCUCGGCGCGAUCGCUCAAAUCACGGGUUGGAGAUCUCGAACGCGACCUUCACGAGGCAUUGAUGCACAAAUUCGAUGUACACUCUCCACGAGACUCACCAUCCAACAAGCUUUAUGACGAGCUGAGAAAUCUUCGAAAGCAGUUGUCUGAGGCUCACCGAUCAUUAAAAGACGUGAAGACUAAGAAUCGGGAACUGGAACGUGCUGCCAUGAGGGAGGAAGAUCAAAGAGAUCUACACGAACUUCUGAAGUCGUCAACCAUUGAGGCAGAGGCGCUGGCCGUGAAACUGUCUGAGCGGGACUCACGUUUGAAUGAACUCAAGAGCCAAGUUCAACGCAUUCGAGAAGAGCGCGCCUACAGUGCUCGCAAAGCGGAAACAGCCAGCAAAGAGCUGGACGUCCUUCAGCGACACUACGACGAGGCCUUGAAGAAGAUGGCCAAUCUGAAGACUUCCAGCAGGGGUCAACAUGAGAAGGAGAUGCGAGGUCUUGGCAAGGAAAUUAUGUGGCUUCGCGCUCGCUUGCGACGGGAGGAGAAAUUCCGUCGUGAUCUGGCCUGGAGCAAGGGUUUGAUGGAGCUGGGCGAACGAGUUCGCGUUGCUUGCAACGAGGCCGACCUCCGCAUGAUUUCCGAGAUGGGCGUCCAGGCUCGUGACCGACAUCCUGCAAGAACACCCCGACGAAAGCUCAAGACUGCCAUCUCUCUCGUUCUGGCUACUGUCCGCAUGAAACGGAUGAGCCAAGCAUGGGGCCAAACGAAAAAAAUCGGCGAGGGUUUGAAACGAGCCAAGAACGAAUUGCUCAAGCGUCGUGAAAGUUCGAGUAAGGCCUUGCUCGGGUCAUGA
Molecule: messenger RNA, 3690 nt
Organism: Penicillium oxalicum
Lineage: Eukaryota; Fungi; Ascomycota; Eurotiomycetes; Eurotiales; Aspergillaceae
Product: putative spindle-pole body protein (Pcp1)
Exons: 3
Coding region: 1-3690 (1229 amino acids)
Cellular component (GO): microtubule organizing center
Source: RefSeq, a predicted model, not a curated record